Messenger RNA from Carica papaya (papaya), 591 nucleotides. Its product is annotated as ethylene-responsive transcription factor WIN1-like. Lineage: Eukaryota; Viridiplantae; Streptophyta; Magnoliopsida; Brassicales; Caricaceae. Gene Ontology annotation, molecular function: DNA binding; DNA-binding transcription factor activity. Gene Ontology annotation, biological process: regulation of DNA-templated transcription. The record is from RefSeq and is a predicted model, not a curated record.
AUGGUACAAUCCAAGAAGUUCAGAGGGGUUAGACAGCGUCACUGGGGCUCCUGGGUGUCUGAGAUUCGUCACCCUCUACUGAAACGGAGAGUAUGGCUUGGGACAUUCGAGACAGCCGAGGAAGCAGCGAGAGCAUACGACGAGGCAGCUAUUCUGAUGAAUGGUCGCAGCGCAAAAACAAACUUCCCUGUUUCGACUGCCGGAAACCCAUCAUCGGCGAGCGAAAAUUGGAACAUACCUCCUCCGCCGUCGGCGUUGUCUGCAACCGUAAGCCAGAAACUUAGCAAAUGCCGGAAAUCCUCAUCGCCGUCUCUGACGUGUCUGAGGCUGGACACUACGAGCUCCCAUAUAGGAGUUUGGCAGAAGAAGGCCGGGUCUCGCGCUGACUCGAACUGGGUGAUGACAGUUGAGCUUAAUGUAAACAGAUCAUCAAUGGAGGGUAAUAAUAAUAAUAAUAAUAAUAAUAGUAAUACGGUGGAAGUUUCACAGUCGGCUGGUGGGGAAGAAGGGACUAAUGGUGGCGGUAGUGGAUUAGGGGAAGAAGAGAGAAUUGCGUUGCAGAUGAUCGAAGAAUUGCUUAAUGGGAACUGA